Messenger RNA from Musa acuminata AAA Group (dessert banana), 1115 nucleotides. Its product is annotated as gamma-glutamylcyclotransferase 2-1-like. Gene Ontology annotation, cellular component: cytoplasm. Gene Ontology annotation, biological process: glutathione catabolic process. NCBI's taxonomy places the organism in Eukaryota, Viridiplantae, Streptophyta, Magnoliopsida, Zingiberales, Musaceae. Bases 143 to 796 code for a protein of 217 amino acids. The record is from RefSeq and is a predicted model, not a curated record. The transcript is spliced from 9 exons. Gene Ontology annotation, molecular function: gamma-glutamylcyclotransferase activity; glutathione specific gamma-glutamylcyclotransferase activity.
CCCACGCAAAACCCAUCCCCGGCUCUGAAUCGAUCCCUCGGCGACCUACAUUGCCGGCGGGAUCGAUCUGCGAGAUCGAGGUUUCUGUACCGUUUCCCGAUUCGAAGAGGGCAUCCUCAAAUCUCGUAUUAGGGAUUGGACGAUGGUGCUCUGGGUUUUCGGCUAUGGGUCUCUGGUUUGGAAUCCAGGAUUUGAAUUCGAUGAGAAGAUAAUAGGCUUCAUCAAGGACUACCGGCGUGUGUUUGAUCUAGCGUGCAUUGAUCACAGAGGCACACCAGAGUUUCCAGCAAGAACCUGCACACUAGAACCUGAAAAGGGAGCAAUUUGCUGGGGUGUUGCUUAUUGUGUUAGAGGAGGUGCAGAAAAGGAAAGAGCAGCAGUAAAGUAUUUGGAAAGAAGAGAAUGUGAAUACGACAAAAAAGUCUCUGUUGACUUUUACAGGGAAGGAGAGACCUCUGACCCAGCUGCAACAGGAGUUAUAGUAUUUACAUCAACAAUGGAUAAAGAAGCCAAUAAAUAUUAUUUGGGUCCAGCUCCUUUCGAUGAAAUAGCUAGACAAAUUGCUACAGCCAGUGGCCCCUGUGGGAACAAUAGGGAAUAUCUCUUUUUGUUGGAAAAAGCAAUGUCUGAUAUAGGUCACGAAGAUGGUUUUGUGAUCGAGCUUGCAAAUAAGGUGAGGAAGGUGCUUGGUGGUUUGAAACAGAAGGCAUCUGUGGUCCAUAUACCUCUGCAGCUCCAAGCAUCAUUUCUGCAUAUCAAAUCACUUCCAGAAGCCAGUGUUGGUGUUGACUCCUGACUUCAAAUCUGGAACAAGCAGAAAUAUAGUUCGUGCAUACAAGAAAAAAAAUACACAAGCAAAUAAACUUCUGCUUCUGUGUCCACAGGCAGAAGACCAUUAAAACAUUCAACUAGCAUAUACAGCUCAUGUAAUACCACUGAUUGGGAACCUGUAGGAGGGUUCCCUAUAUCAGAUGAAUGGGUGAGAGACUGAUGCAAUCCAUUGGUCGAGUAGUCCUCUUCAUUCUCAAGAAAGGAUAAAACAGUAUCUUUACUUGCUUUUUACCAGUGUUCUAUAGAAUGAUUGCAACGGUAGUUAUCCAAUAAGAAUAGUCUAU